GCUUCGAGAGCCGCACCGCCGCCACGCGCUCAUCGACUUGCAUCACUGAGAUGACGGACAAGCUCCCCCCGAAUCUCCUGGCGCUGUUCGCGCCUCGCCCCGGUCUUCGAUUCCUUCCUCCAGCGGACCACGCGCCUGAAGACCGAAAGACAGCAGCCAUCUCUGGCGUUGCGGCCUUUCUCCCGCAACUCGAGGAGUACAAGCAAACUGAUGAAUACAAGCCUACAGAGAGUUGGCUGGAGCGAAAAUUUCGUGUCAAGCAGGAGAAGAAGGAGCGUCAAGCGAAGUUGUUGAAGGAAGCACCAGCACUCUAUAAGCCUCAAGAUGAUCCGAAUAUUCGCGGAGAUGCAUUCAAGACCCUGAUUGUUGCGCGACUCAGCUACGAUGCCACGGAGCAAGAUCUAGAGAGCGAGUUUGGUCGAUUCGGUCCCAUUGAGAGAAUCCGGAUUGUUGUUGACACGCAUCAAGAUGAGAAACCGAACAAGAAGAAGAAGAAGCACCGUGGUUACGCAUUUGUGGUUUAUGAACGAGAGAAGGACAUGAGAGACAACUGUGAUGGUAUUCGAAUCAAGGACCGCCGCAUCAAAGUCGAUGUUGAACGUGGACGGACAGUCAAAGGUUGGGUCCCUCGCCGUCUUGGAGGAGGCAAAGGUGGCCGUGGCUAUACAAAAGCUGCUCCUCCACCGCGGCCCAUGGGUUUUGGAGGUCCUCCCGCAGGAGGUCAGGGCUUCAGAGGUGGUUUUGGUGGCAGAGGUGGCGGCUUUAGAGGCGGUUUCGAGCCACGAGGCGGCUAUGGAGGCCGGGGUCGUGGGGGCAUUGGCUUCCAGGGGGGUGGUGGCUUCAGAGGACAAAACGGGUAUGGAGCUCCUCCUCCAAAUGCUCCAGCAGGCCCGGGUGGCGCUCGCGGCGGUGGAUUUUCUGGGGGUAGGGGAGGCUACGGUGGACCAUCCGGUUCACCAGAUCGUAACGGCUCUGGCGGUGGGUAUGAUUCGCGUGGAGGUCGCUCAUAUGAUGACAGAAGCGGUGGAGGUGGAGGUGGAUAUCGUGGCUACCAACGCGAUGGACCUCCGCGGGGUGGUUCUGGAAGCAACAUGGAGCCGGUAAGACCUAGAGAUGGGGGAUACCGUGAUCGAGACCGAGACGGAGGAUAUGGUGGACGGCCACGAGAAGAUGACUCACGAAAAAGACAGUACGAGGGCAGCGGCUACGAAGAGGAUCCUCGCAAGCUGCGGAGAUAUUAG
Molecule: messenger RNA, 1241 nt
Organism: Hyaloscypha bicolor E
Lineage: Eukaryota; Fungi; Ascomycota; Leotiomycetes; Helotiales; Hyaloscyphaceae
Product: RNA-binding domain-containing protein
Exons: 4
Coding region: 51-1241 (396 amino acids)
Biological process (GO): mRNA splicing, via spliceosome
Cellular component (GO): precatalytic spliceosome; U1 snRNP; U2-type prespliceosome
Molecular function (GO): U1 snRNA binding; mRNA binding
Source: RefSeq, a predicted model, not a curated record